AUGAGAGAGCAGUGCGUGCCAGAGACGUAUGUGAAGGUAGUGAAGGAAAUGUACAGAGGAGCAAUGACACAGGUGAGCAGUAGUGUGGGCAUGACAAAGGAGUUUCCAGUAAAAAUAGGGUUACAUCAAGGGUCUGCGCUUAGUCCCUACCUCUUUGACCUGAUUAGGGAUGUGCUGGUGAAAGAUGUGAAGAAGGAAGCGCCGUGGAAUAUGAUGUUGGCGGAUGAUGUGGUUCUUUGUGAGCAGAGCAUCGACAGACUUGAGGAAAAGCUGGAGGAUUGGAGGAAGGCUCUAGAAGAAAGAGGGAUGAAAAUUAGCAGGACAAAGUCAGAAUAUUUAUCACUGAAGGAUGUGCAGAUGAGGUCUUGCAAGAUCCAGGAUGAUGAGCUGAAAUCGGUCUACAUAUUUAAAUACCAGGGGUCGUACAUACAGAGGGACGGACGACUGGAAAGCGAGAUACAACACAGAAUAAAUGGCGGUUGGAACAACUGGAGGAAGUUGAGUGGAGUGAUGUGUGACAAGAAGCACCGUGUCCAGGAACCUGGUUUUCAUCCAAAUGUCGUUUCUGCAUUUGCAUGUAUCCCACCUUCAUCGUGA
This is a messenger RNA of Schistocerca americana (American grasshopper), 597 nucleotides long. RefSeq lists its product as uncharacterized. The coding region runs from base 1 to 597 and encodes 198 amino acids. The record is from RefSeq and is a predicted model, not a curated record. Lineage: Eukaryota; Metazoa; Arthropoda; Insecta; Orthoptera; Acrididae. The transcript is spliced from 2 exons.